Messenger RNA from Tauraco erythrolophus (red-crested turaco), 1025 nucleotides. The record is from RefSeq and is a predicted model, not a curated record. NCBI's taxonomy places the organism in Eukaryota, Metazoa, Chordata, Aves, Musophagiformes, Musophagidae.
GUCCACCAGCCACAGAACCAGGGACCACCUUGCCAAGCACUACAACGCAGCCUUCGCAUACACCAAGACCCACACCGAGCUCAGGUCCAUCAACAUCAAAUGCCACGAUCCCCUCACUAGCCACUACAACGCAGCCUCCAAAUACACCAUCAUCAUCUAGACCUACACCAAGCUCGGGCCGUGCUUCCUGCAGUGCCUCUGGGGAUCCACAUUAUAACACUUUUGACCACAGAGUUCAUAAUUUCAUGGGAAAUUGCACUUACACCCUCUCCAAAGUGUGCAACAUCUCUGAGACGCUUCCAUACUUUGAUGUAUCCACAACAAAUGAGCACAGAGGAGCCAACACCAAAGUCUCUUAUGUGAAAUCAGUGCAAGUGGAAGUCUAUGGCAACCAGAUUUCUUUGCUGAAAAACAAGAAAGUGAACGUGAAUGGCAGCAGAAUGAACCUGCCUGUAUUUAUUGAAAAGAAGAUCAGUAUUCAAAGCAGUGGUGGAUAUGUUCUCUUGGAAACUGACUUUGGACUGUGGGUGAGAUAUGAUGGAAAUCACUAUGCAGAAGUCUCUGUGCCCUCUAAUUACAGUGGUCUGCUCUGUGGCCUCUGUGGUAAUUAUAAUGGUGAUCCGAAUGAUGACAACAUAAAGCCCACUGGUGACAUUGCAAGUGGUUCCACUGAUCUUGGACAAAGUUGGCUUGUGCCUGAGAAUAACACCAUAUGCUCCAAUGGGACAGAAGAGCAAUGUGAUCCUGUGCUGGAGAGUGAAGCAAAGAAGAACACAGUAUGUGGCAUGAUCACAGACCCUACAGGAAUCUUCAAGGAUUGUCAUACCAAAGUGCCUCCUGAGAAUUUCUUUGAAAACUGUGUUUACGACAUGUGUUUCACUGGUGGACAGGCAACAUCCUUAUGCUAUGGACUGCAGGCCUAUGCUGAGUCAUGUAUCAAUGCUGGGAUAUGCAUAGAGUGGAGGAAUGCUACUCUUUGCCGACCAAACAUCAGGAAGACUUUUAUAAUUAUUUUGCCCUUUUGA